AUGCUUGAUUACUGUGUAUCCACAAUACGAUAUCUAUAUAAAACGGGCGAGAGAUCCCCAGCCAACCAAGAUGGCGGCCCCCUUAGCUCUGGCAAGCCUUCCAUGAUGGUUUCCCCCUGGCCCACCGACUCCUCCUGGAUGAUUUCCUUGGAUGGCGCAGGCCACGCUGGGCUCGAGGCUGGUGAGUCCCCUGCCUGCAGUGGCCGAGAUGGAUGCAAGGGAGAAGGGCCAGGGCGGCAUACAUCUAUGGGUGAAUGGUACACAUUGUGCCACGAAGAUGGCCAUUUCGGUUAA
Molecule: messenger RNA, 294 nt
Organism: Microsporum canis CBS 113480
Lineage: Eukaryota; Fungi; Ascomycota; Eurotiomycetes; Onygenales; Arthrodermataceae
Exons: 4
Coding region: 1-294 (97 amino acids)
Source: RefSeq, a predicted model, not a curated record